Adineta ricciae is the source of this 5292-nucleotide messenger RNA. The record is from the annotation of a GenBank genome assembly. Lineage: Eukaryota; Metazoa; Rotifera; Eurotatoria; Adinetida; Adinetidae.
AUGCCUGAGAAGCAAUACAUUGUUGACCCUGUGACUGGUGAUCGUUAUCGUGUAGGAGGAUGCAUUAUUAGCAGUCAACCGUCGGAUCUUCCAAAAUUUGGUGUUACACGAACACUUUCGAACAAACAUCUUCCAUCAUCGGUUGAUUUACGGCAACUUAUGACACCUGUUGAAUCCCAAGGUGAACUCAACUCAUGUGUCGGAAACGCGGUUGCUGGUGCCUAUGAAUUUCUAAUGAUGAAGAAUUUGAAAAAACACAUCGAUAUGAGUCGGCUGUUUAUCUAUUAUGUUAGCCGUAAGAAAGACACACCAUCAUGUAAUCACUUAGUUGAUGAAGGUACUACUAUUCGAAGUGCGAUUGCUGCAUUAACUGAAUACGGCUGUUGUAAAGAAGAAUCGUUGCCUUAUAAUCCUGCAUAUGUGAAUCGUCAACCACCAGCUCAUUGUUAUAUCGAAGCGAAAAAUUAUCGUAUAUCCGAAGCCAUGAAUGUUCAAUUAGAUUUAAACGAAAUGAAAGCUUGCUUAGCGGAAGGAUUUCCAUUUGUAUUCGGCCUUCAAAUAUUCAAUUCUUUUGCAACAGCAGGAUCUAAUGGUGGACGCGUGUCGAUACCUGAACCUUACUAUGAAUCACAAGCUGUUCAACACGGUUGGCAUGCAAUGUUAGCCGUUGGAUACAGUGAUCCUUCCCAAUGUUUUCUAGUACGAAAUUCUUGGGGCGAAGAUUGGGGCGAUAAAGGUUAUUGUUACAUUCCCUAUACGUAUAUGUGUACUCCAGCGCACUGUCAAGAUUUACAUGCGAUUAAAAUUGUAGAAAACGGUCAACACAAACACAAUGAUAUCGAUAUAUCAAAUCCAUAUCACUGGAGCAUUGAUAGUGAUAAGAAAUUCUUUAUUCCAACUGACUAUCUUCAUCAUGAUAUUGGAUAUAAAUUCUUUUGGAAAUUCAAUGAUACAUUCGAUUAUUUCAAUUCCGUUUGGAAUAAUAGUCAGCUCGAAAAUUUCAAUUCCCUUUGGAAUAAUAGUCACCUCGAAAAUUUCCAAUUGGACAAAAUCUUCUCGAAAAAGUAUUUUCCACAGGAGAAACGCGCAACACAAAAUGCUCAAACCACAUCGUUUGUUCUUUGGAUCGAUAGAAAAACUCACGAUCAAGCGCUAAUCGAACAAAAAAUGGUCAAUGAACAUAUUCACUUUGACUUCUGUGAAACUAUGUCAAAAGCCGAACACCAUCUAUUAACACAUGCCAAGAAAAUCAAAGCAUCAUCAUCAUUUCAAAUCAUCUGCCGUGGAUACUAUAAAGACGAAAAUAAGAAUCCGUUGGAUUUAUUAAAAUUUUUACAUCAUCAUCACUUACAUCGUGUACCUGUUACUGUGUUUACCCAAGAUGUAGACGGUUUAAAAAUGCAUUUACAACAUGGGGCAUUAUCUAUGGAUAUUCACGAUUGGAAACAACGGCUAUUCAUCACGAAUAGUUCCCAAGAAUUAAUUAAUCACAUGAAACAGAAUAUCAUCGAGUAUUUUGAUACAAAAGCAUCAUCCAUGUCGAAUAGUAUUCGACGUAUUGCUGAAUUUUCAAGAAAAUCAGCGAGAAGCGUGAAGAACAUCAAUCUAUUUCCUUCAGUGCCUCCAUCGGUAGAUGCACAUGAUCUUCAAAACGAACGAAUUGCAACAGUAUUGUUUCUCUCACUAUUCCUACUUUCGAUUAUAGUACUUUUUCAAUACAAUUCUCAUCUGACUGUCCUACAAACGAAUACUUUUGCCACACCAACAUUUGAACAAUACGAACAACUCAAUUCGACUCAUUCACAAACACUCACCUGUCCCUGCAAACAUACAUCCAUCGACUAUCACCAUUUCCUUCGUAUCGAAUACACAUUACAUCAAGUAUGCACCAGUGUGUACGUGUCAUCACAAUGGAUCGAAUAUCUCUAUCAUUCACAUGAUAACAAGAACAUCUUCGUGGAAGAUUUUCGUAAGUCAGGUGUUCACAGUUUCCAAGCGUUGAGUAUGUUGUGUGAACUGAUCAAUCGAACGAUAUCGGAAAGCCUGGUCCAACUAAGAUCUAACAAAUAUAUUAGCACAAGUGCAACAUCUUCUAACCUAUUUGAUUCACAAAUCCGAACACUUAUCGAUCAAUUCAGAUCAUCGGUAACAAACAACUUUCUUCAUUCGUUGAAUAUCAUUCGUAGCACAACACAAUCCAAUAGAUUGUAUUCAACGAUGAAAACUAAUCACAACUUCGAUCUAUCGAUAAGUUCAGUACAAAUAGGUAAUUGUAGUUGUGCCAACACAUCGACUUGCAUUCAACCAUUCGGAAUAUAUAACUAUCCAAAUACUGAACCAUUAGUUUUGAUAGAUAAUUUCUAUCGCGGUUGCUAUACGAUGGAAGCACUUCUACAAUCGACCCUCGAGUGCUGGUAUAAUCAAACAUGUCUGGAUCUUCUUCAAUCAAAUAUUCAAUCUUCUUCUUCACAAUGGAAUUUAACAGCCCUCCACUCAUCAAAAUCAAUCCAUUACUUUAGUAAUUCGACAGUACAAGAUUUACUCGAUGAGCUAAUGAUUGAAAUAUGGAAAGCAUCGAUCGUGUACGAAAAAUAUUACAUGCAAUGUCAACCACAAGAAUGCACUUAUGUCUAUAAACAGAAAUAUGGAUUGUUUCGAAGUAUUACCGUUUUUCUUGGAUUGCUUGGCGGACUUACCGUUGUUUUAGCAGGCGUCAUACCAUUAACAGUUAAAUUGGUCAGGAGAAAACGACGAGUAGCAGCAGCAGCAGCCGUUGAAAAUGGAACGUCUAUUGUUCGAUCAAAUCCUUGCUAUUUUCAAAGAUUAAUAAUACACCUCAGAGCAUUAAACUUUUUCCCGUCAACACCUCCGUCUACCGAUGAAUAUGAUCUUCAAAAUGAACGGAUAUCAACGAGAUUAUUUAUUCUAUUAGUUAUACUCUCAUUCACCAUACUUUGCAUAUGUAACUCGUUGAGUGCUACUAUUGAAACAAAUACGAUCGAAGCACCAACUCGAAAACGCUAUGAACAUUUGUAUGCAAUCUAUGCUCAAACUCUUUCAUGUACGUGCAAACAGAUAUGCAUAGAUUACCGCAAAUUCAUCUAUGUCAACCAUACAUCUCAUCAGAUAUGCGCAAGUCGGUUCGUUACUCCAGAAUGGAUUGAUCAUAUCAAUAUGUUUGAAAAUGAUACGAUAGCUGUAGAAGAUGUUGAAUAUUCAGGCACAUACAUUUUUCAAGCACUACGCAUGAUAUGCCAAUUGGUAAAUCGAACUAUCUCGGAUAGUUUGAGUCAGUUCUUUUCGCAACAAUAUAUUAGUACAAGUGUAACGCCGUCUCAUUUAUUACAAUCACAGAUUCAAACAAAUUUUAAGCAAGUCCGCUUAUCGACAACAAAUAAUUUUCUUCUUGCACUUGAUACUGUUCAAAGUACGACACAAGCAAACGCUUUAUUGUCAGCAUUAUUAACAAAUUAUCAUUCACCGAUUACGACGGAUAAUGCAACAGUUGAAUUUAAUCCAAGAUAUUAUGGCAACUGUAGUUGUGCUAUUAGAACGACAUGUGUCACCGAAUUUUCAACAUAUGUCAAUACCAAUAAAACGUCAGUUACCACAAUACCUGGUUUAUAUAGAGGUUGUUAUGUGUUCGAAGCACUUCGUCAAUCAACGCUCGAAUGUUUAUUUAAUGAAAAGUGUGUUCGGCAAUUUCAUUCGAUCAAUGCUACAGCUCUUCAUUUAUCAUUACCAACCAAAUACCGUAUCAAUUCGACAGUUGAGCAGCUACUCGAAGAGCUGAUGAUUGAACACUGGAAUUUAUCUGUUAUAUAUGAGUAUUAUUAUGAUAGUUGCCAACCGAUUCGGUGCAGUUAUAUUUAUACUGCAACUCAUGGUGUGGUUUACCUUAUAACUACAUUGAUGGCAUUGAUAGGCGGUCUAGCUGUUGUUUGGAAGGCAAUAGUUCCAGUUGUGAUCAAGUUAAUAAGAAGACGAAGACCAGUGCCAAACGAAGGAGUUGAUAUUCAUCAGAGAACGCAAGUAGCGAUCUUACGACAAGAAGUAAUUAAUUUCCUCCGAAUAUUCCAUUUAUUUCCGCCAACAACACGGCUCGAUAACCGGCAACGAAAUCGAAAUGAACAAAAAUUUGUCAAAGUUUUAGUUUAUCUUCUAGUUCUACUACUGACGGUACUUCUCUUAUACAAUUCUCUUUCUACAAUCGUGGAACCAGUCAGCGUCACCACACCAACAUUUGAACAAUACGAACAACUCAAUUCGACUCAUCCACAAACACUCACCUGUCCCUGCAAACAUACAUCCAUCGACUAUCACCAUUUCCUUCGUAUCGAAUACACAUUACAUCAAGUAUGCACCAGCGUGUAUGUGUCAUCACAAUGGAUCGAAUAUCUCUAUCAUUCACAUGAUAACAAGAACAUCUUCGUGGAAGAUUUUCGUAAGUCAGGUAUUCAUAGUUUUCAAGCGUUGAGUAUGUUGUGUGAACUGAUCAAUCGAACGAUAUCGGAAAGCCUGGUCCAACUAAGAUCUAACAAAUAUAUUAGCACAAGCAUGACGCCAUUCAGCUUAUUUCAAUCCCAAAUUGAUUCGUUUGUUAGUCAGUACAGAUUAUCUGCGACACAAAGUUUUCUUCUUUCAUUCGAUUUAAUACGAAACACCACUCAAUCAAAUACGUUACUAUCCGCUUCGUCAACGAAUUAUGCACUUCAUUAUCUAAGUACAUCCAGUUUUUCAAUUCUACAUUCAAAAUCCUAUUCAAAUUGUACAUGUGAAAUCAAUCCGACCUGUGUCCAAUCAUCUUCAGUUUACAAUUCAUCUGGUCAGUUCUCGAUUCCCGGCUUUUACUACGGAUGUUAUACCAUUGAAGCGCUUCUUCAAUCGACGCUCGAAUGUUUCUUUAAUGAAGCCUGUAUAAAUAAACUCCUGUCAUCUAUUAAUUCGGUUUCAUCGAUCAGAAUCGCGACUCUCAACUCAGCAUUGCUAAGUCGAUAUUCUACGAAUACAACGAUACAACAAUUGCUGAACUCCUUAAUGAUCGAACAGUGGCAACUCGUUACGAAAUAUAAAGAUUAUUACGCACAAUGUCAACCAUCUGAAUGUAUUUAUACCUAUUCACGAACGAGCAACGCGAUUUACAUCGCGACUACAUUACUAGCGCUGUUCGGUGGUUUGAUCACAUUUUUGAAGAUCGUCAUCCCAGUCUUAGUCAAACUUAUCGAAUGGAUCAAUCGAAGAUCUAGAAGACGACAGAGAAUACAGCGAGUUGCUAUUAUUUCCAACGAAUAA